AUGGUUUCACGGGACGAAUUUUGGAUAUUCUGCAUUGCCGAUCCGGUGGACCCAGAAUUACCGACCAAGUCGGAGACCGUUCUGGAUCGACGAACUAAAGGGCAUCGAGGGCUUGCCGGGAAUGCGCCGAUGCGUCCAUCGUUGGCGUAUCGGGCCCAAUUGGUGAGAACGUCGACCGCUAAACUGAGUACCCAUCAUCGCAGGGCUCAUCACAGCGGAGAUCUAACCAAGAAAGGUCCGCCACCUAGUGGAACUCGACUUUUAGGAAAAGCGCUCCGAAGUUUCUGCGCUCAAGGUCCACUACCUGCAGGAACUCGACUUCCGGGACAAAGGCUCCGUGGUUCCUGCGCUCCAGGUCGCUACCUGGUGAAACUCGACUUCCAGAACAUGCGCUCCGUAGAUCUGGCUGUCCAGUAUUCGAGGUAUGACCCCGGGUGGUUAGCGGUCGCUGCGGGUGAUCGAGGUAGACGAGGAGGAGGAGGACGUGGAAGACGAGGCGAGCAAAGUGGACGAAGAGGACGAGGAUUUGUGCUCGGUAUAACCCGAGGUGAUUAGCAGUAGUCGUUGGAGGUGGAUGCAUAUAUACACAUAUUUAAACC
Neodiprion virginianus is the source of this 599-nucleotide messenger RNA. RefSeq lists its product as uncharacterized. NCBI's taxonomy places the organism in Eukaryota, Metazoa, Arthropoda, Insecta, Hymenoptera, Diprionidae. The coding region runs from base 1 to 555 and encodes 184 amino acids. The record is from RefSeq and is a predicted model, not a curated record. The transcript is spliced from 6 exons.